AUGGCUGACCCUUUCUGUGUUGGAGGCGGCCGCCGGCUCCUGGGAUCCAGCAGGAGCGGGCCUGGGAAGGAUGGCAGCCAGAACGAGGCCUGGCUUCCCGUGCGGCACGAUCCAAAGCUGGGGUUGCCGGUGUCCCGGGGCGGGCACACAGUGCCUAGCCAGGCCCCACUCUGCUUUGACCCGGGAAGUCCAGCCAGCGACAGGACAGAAGGGAAGAAAAAGGGGCGUCCGAAAGCUGAGAACCAGGCCCUCCGAGACAUUCCCCUCUCCCUGAUGAACCAGUGGAAAGAUGAAUUCAAGGUGCACUCACGGGUGAAGUGUCCCAACUCAGGGUGCUGGCUGGAGUUUCCCAGCAUCUACGGGCUCAAGUACCAUUACCAGCGGUGCCAAGGGGGCGCCAUCUCAGAAAGGCGGACCUUUCCCUGCCCCCUCUGUGAGGCCGCCUUCACCUCCAAGACUCAGCUGGAGAAGCACCGAAUUUGGAACCACAUGGACCGUCCCCUGUCUGCCCCCAAGCCUGGGCCAGUCAGCCGGCCAGUCACCAUCAGUCGGCCCGUUGGGGUCAGCAAACCCAUUGGAGUGAGCAAGCCUGUCACUAUUGGCAAGCCCGUGGGUGUCAGCAAACCCAUCGGGAUCAGCAAGCCAGUGACAGUCAGCAGGCCUGUGCCGGUCACCAAGCCAGUGACGGUCAGCAGGCCUGUGCCGGUCACCAAACCAGUGACGGUCAGCAGGCCUGUGCCGGUCACCAAACCAGUGACGGUCAGCAAGCCUGUGCCGGUCACCAAACCAGUGACAAUCAGUAGGCCCGUGCCGAUCACCAAGGCUGUGCCAGUCACCAAGUCUGUGCCCGUCACCAAGGCAGUGCCAGUCAGCAAGCCCGUGCCAGUCAGCAAGCCAGUGCCAGUCACCAAACCAGUGACCAUAAACAAGCCGGUGCCAAUGACAAAACUUGUAACGGUUACAAAACCUGUGCCAGUCUCAAAGCCCGUGCCAGUCAGCAGGCCCAUUGUGGUCAGUAAGCUGUUGACAGUCAGCAGGCCCGUGGCCAUCGGCAGACACACACCGUCCUGCAAAAUGGUGCUGCUGACCAAGCCUGAGAACAAAACUCCUCGGGCCACGGCAAGGGCCAGUGGGAAGAAAAGGGCUGCGGAAGGCCUGGACACCUGCCCCCGCCCACCCAAGCAGGCCCGGCCAGAGAGCGGGGAGUGUGGCCCAUCCAGCGCAGGCCAGGGCUCAGCCUUCCAGCCCAGCACAGAGCCCAGCAGUGGCCCCCUUUCUCUGGGCAGCAGGCCCAUGGGGGGCAAGGAGGCGCCAAGGGCCACAGGGCCUGUGUCCCGGCCUGAGGAGGGAGCUGAGCGCAUGAAGCACAGAAGGAAGCAGAAGACACCCAAGAAGUUUACGGGGGAGCAGCCAUCCAUCUCGGGAACCUUCGGACUCAAAGGCCUGGCCAAGGCAGAAGACAAAUCCCGAGGCUCCCGUGCCAAGAAGCAGGAGGGGCCUGGCCCUGAGGACGUCUGGAAGAAGGUGCCGGCCCCUGCCAACGCUGUCAGCAAGGAGGUGCCGGCCCCCGUAGCCCACUCAACCCAAGGUGGCGCUGAGGAGCAGUGGCAGCGGGCCAUUCACGAACGGGGCGAGGCUGUCUGCCCCACCUGCAGCGUGGUCACCCGGAAGACCCUCGUGGGGCUCAGGAAGCACAUGGAGGUGUGUCAGAAGCUGCAGGAUGCCCUCAAGUGCCAGCACUGCCGGAAGCAGUUCAAGUCCAAGGCCGGUCUCAACUACCACACCAUGGCUGAGCAUAGCGCCAAGCCCUCUGACACAGAGGCCUCCGAGGGGAGUGAGCAGGAGGAGCGCGAGCGACUGCGCAAGGUGCUGAAGCAGAUGGGGAGGCUGCGCUGCCCCCAGGAGGGCUGUGGGGCCGCCUUUUCCAGCCUCAUGGGCUACCAGUACCACCAGCAACGCUGUGGGAAGCCGCCCUGCGAGGUAGACAGUCCCUCCUUCCCCUGUGCCCACUGCGGCAAGACCUACCGCUCCAAGGCCGGCCAUGACUACCACGUGCGCUCGGAGCACGCCGCCCCGCCCCCCGAGGAGCCCCAGGACAAGCCCCCUGAGGCCGAGGACCUGUUUGGUGUCGAGCGGACCCCCAGCGGCCGCAUCCGCCGCACAUCGGCCCAGGUGGCCGUGUUCCACCUGCAGGAGAUCGCAGAGGACGAACUGGCCCGAGACUGGACCAAGAGGCGGAUGAAGGAUGACCUGGUGCCUGAGACAGCGCGGCUCAACUACACUCGGCCAGGCCUCCCCACGCUCAACCCCCAGCUGCUAGAGACGUGGAAGAACGAAGUCAAGGAGAAAGGCCACGUCAACUGUCCCAAUGACUGCUGUGAAGCCAUCUACUCCAGCGUGUCCGGCCUCAAGGCCCACCUCGCCAGCUGCAGCAAGGGAGACCACCUGGUGGGGAAGUACCGCUGUCUGCUGUGUCCGAAGGAGUUCAGCUCUGAGAGUGGCGUCAAGUACCACAUCCUCAAGGCCCACGCAGAGAACUGGUUCCGCACUUCGGCAGACUCGCCGCCCAAAUACAGGAGCCAGGAAUCGCUGGCCCCCAGGAAGGAGGAGAAGAGUCUGGCAGGCGGGAAGAAGCGGGGCCGCAGGCCCAAGGAGCAGCUCCCUGAAGAGCCUGCGCCCAAGAUGCCCCCCUGCCAGGAGGACUGGCCCCCGGGAGGCAGAGACAAGGGGGCCCGGGGCUCCACUGGCCGGAAGAUGGGAGCCAGCAAGUCCCCCGAGAAGUGA
Pipistrellus nathusii (Nathusius's pipistrelle) is the source of this 2784-nucleotide messenger RNA. The record is from the annotation of a GenBank genome assembly. Lineage: Eukaryota; Metazoa; Chordata; Mammalia; Chiroptera; Vespertilionidae.